Closterium sp. NIES-67 is the source of this 1115-nucleotide messenger RNA. Lineage: Eukaryota; Viridiplantae; Streptophyta; Zygnematophyceae; Desmidiales; Closteriaceae. The record is from the annotation of a GenBank genome assembly.
GCUUCCUAUUCCUCCAUUUCUUCCAACCUUGCCCUCUCCGUGCCACAGCAGCGCAAAAUCACCAUCGGUCCAUCGUCGCUCAAAUAACCCAAGCUGGGGCUCUCUUGUUUAGCUUUUCGUCCAGCGCUUUUGCUGCCUGGAUUUGCUUGCCUCGGUCAUUGUCCUAGUUCGCUUUCGGUGCUCGUGCUGCCUUUUGCUUCCAGCUGAAGGCUCCAAGCAGCGGAAACCGUCAACCGUGUUACGAUCUAUUCACACGAUCUAUUCAGUUAAUAUCUGAAUCUUCCCGCGAUGGCGUUUCUUCGGGGGAUCGGGAACGUGCUGAAGAGAUCAGUGACACAAGGCAGCGCGGGGGACGCCUUGUCCGCGUUUCACUCCCCGCAGCCGCACCUAUCGCUGCUUCCCGCGGCGAUGACGCAAGCCGUGCGAUUCAUGUCCGGCAACAAGCUCUUCAUCGGCGGUCUUGCGUGGGAAUCCGACGAGAAGGCGCUAACUGACGCCUUCUCCGCUUACGGAAACGUCGAGGAAGCCAAGGUGAUUCGGGAUCGGUUCACGGGCCGCUCGCGCGGAUUCGGGUUCGUGUCUUUUUCGUCGGACGAGGAGGCUGCUAGCGCGCUGGAGGGCGUCAACGGCAAGGAGCUGAACGGCAGGACAGUGCGCGUGGACUAUGCCUCCAACAGGACUGAGGGCGGGGGAGGCGGCAGGGGAGGAGGCGGCGGCAGGGGGGGCUAUGGUGGCGGCGGUGGUGGGUAUGGUGGCGGCGGGGGCCGGUACAGUGGUGGUGGCGGUGGUGCUGGGUACGGGGGAGGAGGUGGCGGGUACGGAGGGGGGAGGUAUGGGGAGGGGGCGGGGUACCCUGGAGGGGCUCAAGGCGGGUAUGACCAAUAGAGGGGAUGAAGUGUAUUUGGGGAUGUUUCCUUGCUGAGGAUUUGGUUCUUCAGCAUUGUGGAGCAAAUUUGGGUGUGUACUGCUGGAUUAGCCUACCCUAAGUGCCCCUCUAGUUUGUUGGAAGUCAACUAGCCUUCAUACUGGGUUGGUAGGCAUUUGGAGAUAUUUGUACCUUUCCCGUGUCUAAAUUGGCAGCCUAGAUAUGCGCACUUACCCAAAAUAUGCACAAU